AUGGUUUUAUCGCUAACUGAAAAGUCAUAUCUGAUCGACUCACUUAGUUCGACGCCUCCUGUCAGGUCCGAUGGUAGGGCAGCGUAUCAGUUCAGACCAAUUGAAAUAUCCACAGACUUCCUACCGAGCUCCAAUGGAUCUGCUCGUGUAAUUAGCAGUGACGGUAGUGAAUGUGUAGUUAGUAUUAAAUCUAAAGUCAUUAAUUAUACGGUUGAUCCUGAACUAAUUGUUGUGGAUAUAGACAUUACGAGUCAUCGUGACGAUUCUCCGUUUGUAAGGAGUCUUUCCUCUAUGUUUGGUAAUUUGCUUGUAAAAACUUUGAACACAGAUCAACUUUAUUUAACGAAGAAACAUGCGUUCAAGAUCUACAUUGAUGUUUUGGUUUUGUCCAGUAAUUCGUAUCCUGGGUCGUUGAUUUCAUUUUCCAUUUAUUCUGCUUUAAAUUCGACCUUUUUGCCGAAGCUGGUUUCCAGUAAAGACGAUCUGGAUGUUGAAGUGUUGCCUACAUUCCAUGAUUAUGACUUUGUUAAGCUACAGUUCGAUGUGCCUCUUGUGUUUGUAGUAGCGAUUGUUGGUGAUAACGUAAUAGUUGAUCCUUCUGCCGCGGAGACGGAUGUGGCCAGUAAUGGUCUAAUUUUAACAUGGCAUAAUGGUAAGGUAAUGGCGCCAAUCAGGAAUGUAGGCAUGAAUAAUUCUUUUACGAGGGGUUUUAGUAUGGAGCAUGUCACGAAAGCAAUCACCUUUAUAAAUACUUACGCUCCCAGAGUUGUUAAAGCACUUAGUGUGUAG
This is a messenger RNA of Eremothecium cymbalariae DBVPG#7215, 789 nucleotides long. RefSeq names its product exosome non-catalytic core subunit RRP42 (gene RRP42). Bases 1 to 789 code for a protein of 262 amino acids. Gene Ontology annotation, biological process: nuclear mRNA surveillance; U4 snRNA 3'-end processing; U5 snRNA 3'-end processing. Lineage: Eukaryota; Fungi; Ascomycota; Saccharomycetes; Saccharomycetales; Saccharomycetaceae. The record is from RefSeq and is a predicted model, not a curated record. Gene Ontology annotation, cellular component: cytoplasmic exosome (RNase complex); nuclear exosome (RNase complex). The transcript has a single exon.